This is a messenger RNA of Labrus bergylta (ballan wrasse), 883 nucleotides long. The record is from RefSeq and is a predicted model, not a curated record. Lineage: Eukaryota; Metazoa; Chordata; Actinopteri; Labriformes; Labridae.
AAAGUUCCCUCGGUUCACUUUAAGGAGACACUGACUCUCACUCACACCACACGUUGAAAACAGCAGCAGCAAACACGCACUCCCUCCAGUAACAGGAUGGACUCGUCUCCUUUCCUUUAGCCUACCUUUAACUCUGACUGUGACGCUUUUGAAGUCUGCUGGGAGUUCAGGGUUCCGAACGGAUCCAGUGUCCGAUGUUUCGCUCCUCUACCUGACUUUUACUUUGAUUGAACUAUCCCCUCAUUUUCUUUGGGGCGGGGGGGGGGGCUCUGAGAUGGGAAUGUUUUUUCAGCUGCUGCUUUUGCAUUUCCUCUCGAGUUUCGUAUGCAACGCCGUGGCUUUCGUGGAGGAGCCCUCCGGAGGCAGGUCGGACGGGUACUGCGGGCGGAUCCUUCGGGCGCAGACUCAGGCGACCCGGAAGGAGGGGCACCAUGAGUUCAGGCUCAGAGUGGAAGGAGACCCAGAAACCUACCAGCCUGGUCUCAAGUACAGAGUGGUCCUCCUGGCAACCAGCCCAAAUUAUUUCAGAGGUUUCACCCUCAUCGCAUUAAAGGAGGGCAGAGAAGGCACUACAGAUGAUGACUACACAGGCCAGUUCCAGAUCAUUGAUGAAGAGGACACACAGUUCAUGACCAACUGUGCCCCUGCAGUGACAGAGAGUACACCUCGUAGACGUACAAGAAUACAGGUCUUCUGGACGGCACCACCUCCUGGCUCUGGCUGUGUCAUACUGAAGUCUGUGCUACACGUCCUGGAGGGGAUAUUUGUGGAGGAUGAGAAGGAGAAGAGGAAUGACAUCUCUGUCUUACUGAUGCCAACCUAAUCAGCCUUGGUGAUAAUAAUGACUUCAAGCUUUGUAGGAAACACACAACUAUUCAGCUCU